Molecule: messenger RNA, 1894 nt
Organism: Spodoptera frugiperda (fall armyworm)
Lineage: Eukaryota; Metazoa; Arthropoda; Insecta; Lepidoptera; Noctuidae
Exons: 1
Source: RefSeq, a predicted model, not a curated record
CGUAUUUUGCUUUAUGUUCAAACUUUACUAAUACCUAUAUUUUUUUCUUCCACAGCUCAAACUUGUAGAGACAGAUGGAGACGUAUAAGAGAUAAUUACAGACGCGCUAAAAAGUUAAGGAAAACAAAAAGUGGACAAGCUGCUACAAAUAUGAAGAAACCAAAAUAUGAAGAUUUAUUAUCAUUCCUUAUCCCCUAUAUUAGCAACGAGGAUGAAACUUUAUCAAAUUUUCCACCAAAUAAUGUUUCCCAAGACUCAAGUAAUGAGGAUAAUAGUCUUUUAGAUGAUAUUCAUAGCCGUGAUAGCUCUGGUUCAAGUGCUGGUACUUCACAAAGCACUAUAAGAAAUCGUCCUGGUUCUUCAAAAGACAGUUCACCUCGUCCUUAUAAAAGAAAUUCUAGAUCUAUAGAUAUUCCACCACAGCUUUCACCAACACACUCGUUAUUGCAAGAGUAUUUAGAAAAAAAAUAUAGGGCCCAGAAAAAUAAAUCUGACAAAAUAGUUGAGUUUUUCAAGAACAUGGGGGAGACUGUUUCAAACUUUCCGGAAGAUGUACAAAUUAGUGUAAAACGUGAAGUUUUUAAAAUAGUUACCGAUGCAGAGGAGUUGGUUUUCAAGGAGAAGUCUAAACCACAAUGUGUAUUAGAAAUAUCUCAAGAGAGCGCACCGCCCAUAAUCGUUGUUAAUUCAAACGAUGUUGAUGCCCAACCUUCAAACCAAAUAAUAACACCAACUUCAACAAACGUGAAUCCAACUGAUAUUGACACACAGGAAGAGAUUUCUCUUGAUCUUGAUGAUAACGCAUUAAAUGCUUUUUUAAAUUCUAUUCAACAAAAAAAAAAUAACCAAUGAAUGGUAUUUUUUGAAUGUUUUGUAAAUUAUUUUUUUGUGUUUUUGUCUUGCAAAUCAUCCAAAUAGAGUAAAAAUCACCUACAGUAAGCUGUUCUUUUUGAAGUCUUGCAGCACUAACUUCUUCAGAUGGCUUUAAGGUAUUAAGAAUAUUAUUUAUUUCAAUCCACACAUUUUCAUUUAGUAUUUCGAAUCACAUCCACACAUUUUCAAAUUUCGUCACAGUUGUCGCAAAAAGUUUUAAGCUCUAUUAAUCUUUCUAACAUGUAAUACGUAGAGGACCAUCUAGUGCUGUAAUCAAGAAUUGGCUUUUUUAAUUUUUCCAAUCUUAUCUUCAAUUUCAUAAGUGGCCGACGUAGUAUUCUUACAACACUACGACAUUUUUCAAUUACAACUUCAUGAUCAUGUUUUGGAACGUCUUUGAUUUUAAUUAUUUUGAAUCAUUUUUUUUUAAUUUACCUAUGUUGACCUUGGAGAUGCACGCGAAUUGUUGACAUUGUGAUAAUUAUUACUAAAGUUUUUGUUUGUGUUUGCGGAUAUAAUUGGAUUGUUUUGUUUGUGUUCUUGACGGAUAUAAUUGGUUUUGGUGGUGGUUUGGUGUUGUUAUAGACAUUGCUACUGGUAGUGGUUUUAUCAUAUUUAAGUAUAUAUUUAGCUUGAUUAUGGCUCCAACUGUAAAAAAAUCUAAAACCUGGGAGUAUUUAACGGAUUUGGGAGGCUACAAAGCCAAUGUAUUUGCACGAAAAUUUUGUCGCACAAGGGUGCAGGCCCCUAUAAUUUAACCCGACACUUAAAAUCCGCUUACCCCCUUGUCUUAGCUGGGAUUCAGGAAGAUCGUAUAUCCAUAAAUAACCACGCUAAUGUUACUACACCUGCGAUUCCAUCUACUUCUCAAGAAGAGUUGUCGACAGCCUAUCCAGAUGGUUCCACACAAUCUGAGCAAACAACUUCAAUUCCGAAUCGUCGUCUUAUAGUUAAAAAGAACCAAAUUAAUGAAUAUUUUUCUAAACCGCUGUCAUUAAAAAAAUAGAAGCUGUGAAUAAGA